AUCGCUAAACAUGUUCUUAUACGAAAGCUUAGUAGCAAUCUAUCACGAGAGCGCGUAGUCCAGCGAAAAUGCUUGAUCCAAGUAACAAUCGCGAUCAUUUCGCUGAUAUAUCAACAAUGUCUACUACUGCUGGUGUUUCAAAUACAUAUCUUGUACGUCCGCGAUUGCCUUUAAGGAUUUAUUCGAAACCCAAAAUAUCAGGAAGUUAUACUCAUUAUCCAGAUUCUAUUGGUCUUUCACGUACGAAAAGGACUAAAAAUAGAAAAACAAAUGGAGUUCAAAAAAUUGAUUUGAACAAGAGAAAAAGUCCAGACUAUAUAGAAGUAAUAUAUAGGGAAGCUGUUUCAAAAUUAAAAUAUUUGUUAGCUGAAACUUAUUUACCAGUGGAUGCGUCUGGGAAGCAACAAUGUGUUAAAAGCAAUUAUCAAUCUAAUAGAAUCACAAAAUCUGGGAAUGAUAUGGACAAUCAAAGUUUUAUAAGCGAAGGUUCAAGAAUGAAGGAUUUAAAUAAUGAUAAUGUUUGCUUACUAACAACUCCACGUCCACUUUCCUCAAAAAGUAUUCAUCCAUCAAAGGUUUAUAGUAAUUUGGCACUUUCUAUUGCUGAAUUACAAUCAGUUCCACCAGAAAUAACUUCAUAUAUUGAACAGCAAGAAGAAUAUAUUGAACAAAUCGAACAAGAAUCUCAAUAUUGUAGAAAUGAAUUAACUAAUUUGCUUAGUAAAGUCAGAGAGGUCAUAGCUGAAAAUGAAGAAUUGCAUAAUAAAACUAAAACUGGAUUUUUGAAAUAUGCAUUCGAUGAGCAUGAAAAUCAUCCUGAAAAUGAUUGCACUUCUAAUGAGCAUAGUCUUGCAUAUACAAGUAGUAUUGAUUCUAAAAUGAAUAAAUCUUCAAAAAUGUUAGAAGGGCCCAAUAUAAUAUUUGAAUCUAGAAUUAGCGAGUUAGAGGCACAAUUGACUCAAGCUAAGCUUGAAUUGCGAAAAACUCAAGAAGAAAAUCAACUUAAUAUAAAGAAACUAUCUGAGAAUCCUUUUAGUAAUGGUAAUGUAGAUAUAACAACACAAUUAAAUCAAACUUUAAGAGCUAAAUAUGAUGCCGAAAUGAAGGUAGAAGAACUACAGAAAACUUUAUCUAUAAUGCGAGAUAAGGAAAUGGAAUCUACCCAAAAGGCAAAACAUUCAAUGGAGAUAGCGCAACAAAUGGAAUUUGAAAAAAAUCAAGCAGAAACAGAAGUUAGAAGAUUGAAAGAUGAAUUGGAUAGACAACACGAAAAACUCAGAGAAGCUGCUCACGAAGCAAGCAGACGCAUUACUGAAGAAAGGCAACAAGUAGAACGCAGAUACAGCCAACAAGUUGAACAACUUUCUGCUGAUAUAGCUUCUCAGUGGAAUGUUGCUAAUAAAUCACAAUUGGAAUCUGAAAAGCAACAAAGAGAGUUGUUGGAUUUGAAAAGAGAAUUGUCACAAAAACAAACGAUUAUAGAUAAUCUGAAAAAGGAUUUGCAGAAUAGAAUAUCAAGUUUACAAAGCGAUCUUAAUCAAGCUUUGACUGAAAAAGAUAUGGCUGAACAGGAAGUAAUAGCUGCUAAAUUAGCAGGAGAAAGAAAUGAUAGGCAAACCAAACAGGAGCAAAGUAGAUUGCAAACAGAAAUAAAUGCUUAUAAACAACGUAUGGAAAGAGCGGAUGCAGAUUUAGUUCAUUGCAGACGUGAAAAUUUGCGACUUUUAGAACAAAUAGCUUUGUUAGAAAAAGAGAUCAGUAUUAAUAAAAUGAUGUAUCCAGAAGAUUCUCAAAGAAAAGAUGUAUCUAGUCAAGAAAAUAAAAAGGAGAUCUCUACACUGAAAAUGGACAUGGACACAAAACAUGAGGAAAUCAAUGACGGGGAUACAAGACUUGGAAAUACUGCUUCGUCUUCAAACAAGAAACGUAUUGUUAAGGUUGAUCUAAAAGUAAAAGUUAUACCGAGAAAGAAGUUAGAUUCUUUCAAGAUGCCUCUAUCAACACAGGAAGAAAUGGCUAACCUACAAAGUAACAUAGAAUAUUUGUCAAAUAAGAUAAAGGAUACCUUUCAUAAUCAAAAAGCACCAUAUAAUAUUAAUGCAUCUUAUAACUCACCGGAUCAAUUAAACGAGACGAAUCUAAUUAAUCAAAAUGGAAAUACAAUUUCUCGUAUUUCACAAAAUACAGAUUAUGAAAUUACUCAAAUGCAAAAUGAAGUGGAUAAUGAUAAAAGAGAAAUUUAUCCAAAGAAAUCACAAAAAAAAGAUGAAUUGGAAGAAAGAUACGAUCAUUCUAAUCAGCAUGAAUAUGCUUUAGGAAAUUAUAACAAUAAUAAUAUAUAUAAUGCUGAAGAUCAGACAAUGGAAGAAAAAAAUGGAGAGCAAGAAAAACAUUUGAUAGACGAUCAAAAUGUCGAUGUUAAUGUAGUAGAAUCUUCUUAUGAUCAGUAUGAAGAAUAUGAUGAAUCACAAUAUGAAGAACAGGAACAUAAGGAUGAUCAGUAUAAAGAACAGGAUGACACACAUGAUAUGACACAAUAUUCUGAACAAGAAUAUCAAGAAAUUCCUAAUACAGUUAUUCCUACCAACGAGUAUACACAAUAAUUUAUAUUUUUUUCAUAGCAUUGACAUAUUUAUUGUAUUAUUAGACGUGCAGAUAUAUUACGAGAAACGUAAUAAAAUUAGUAUUAAACUUGA
Messenger RNA from Vespa velutina, 2696 nucleotides. Its product is annotated as serologically defined colon cancer antigen 8 homolog. Lineage: Eukaryota; Metazoa; Arthropoda; Insecta; Hymenoptera; Vespidae. The record is from RefSeq and is a predicted model, not a curated record. Bases 69 to 2603 code for a protein of 844 amino acids. The transcript has 9 exons. Gene Ontology annotation, cellular component: centrosome; centriole. Gene Ontology annotation, biological process: neuron migration; tube formation; centrosome cycle.